Geodia barretti is the source of this 2540-nucleotide messenger RNA. Lineage: Eukaryota; Metazoa; Porifera; Demospongiae; Tetractinellida; Geodiidae. The record is from the annotation of a GenBank genome assembly.
UUUUCGCUCCCCAGCAACGUUACGUCACGGCACAUGAUAUCACCUGAAACUCACGCGACCACUUGCGCCGUAGUUUACUCCGGAGAUCCGCCCGCUGUUCUCCGUCUGGUUUCUCUUGUGCUUGGAGACCGCACUGCACCGCACGUCCCCUCUCAGGUCGCGUGUGUUUCUCGUGCUGUGUCUGCGUUUUUGGGCCCCGACGUCGACAUGUCAUCGAGAACUGCAGCGGAACAACCCUUUCAGGUCGUCACGCAGAAAAGACCCUCUGGCCAAGCUCGGAAAGUCUCGAAUCGAGACAGACCUCCCAUACCUCGCAGUAGCAGUGAGGAGAAUGGUCCGGGGAACAGUAUUACCACCGCCGGCUCUUCUGGUGGGGCGAGUGGUGGUCGCAAGAGACACUCCAGAGACGGAGGAGGGAAACAUUCGGCCUCUCGCGGCGGUGGGGGUGGCUCGUCAGUGCAGGGGCGAGGGAAGGAUGCGGGGGAAACGGACGGAGGAGGGGAAGGCGGGGCAGGAGGGAAUAGGGGAGGGGGACACGCUAACAGGCACAGUUGGGACCCGGAAACUGCCCAGCGGUAUCAGAGCGGCGGCGAAAAGAUUGAGCGCUCGCAGUCGGCUCGUUUCGACAGGGUUGCCACGGCAACGGACACAAACAACAGGUUUGAGAGAUUGAAUCCAGAUGCAGAGACACCUGGGGACCAGUCGAAACCCUCACCUGCUAGUGGUGUCGGUCGGAGGAGGAGGAGGAGGAGGAGGGAAAGGGAGGAAGAGGAAUUCACGGAGUGCGUCUGGAGGGUCUUCGUACAGGUCUCGAUCUCCGAAACGGAGGUCUGGGAAGGAGGGUGGGAAGGGAGGAGGAGGAGGGGGCGGGGGAGAGAAAGAAGGAGGGAAAGAGAAAGAGAGCACUGCCGCUGUCGUCAGUUGCGAGCUGGAGUGGGACAGCGGGUCGCAUGGUGAACAAGAACCUGGGGAAUUGAUCAUAAAUGGAGGGGUCUCCCCGGCAAAGGAGACACUGCUGACAAAGCAGGCGUCACUGGAGUCGACAGCUUCGUCAGUGGACAAGACGUCUGGAGCCAGUGCCCAGGGUGGGAGUGGGGAGGGUGGGGAGGAGGGAGAGGAAGAUGGAACUCUCACCAAGACGGGAGAGAAGGUGGGGAAGGAUGGCGCGGAAAGUGAGGAGUCGACGACGCAACCACGGCACACCUACACAAGAGUCCAACUGCUGGCACUAAAAGACCACACGCUGAGUCAGAAAAAGCCAGAGAGUCUGCAGGGAAAAUUUUUCAGGCUGGAGGAAGGGGAGACGGGAGAGACAGCUGUGACUGGGAAAACUCUGCCGAAAUUGAAGAAUCCAACGACGCUCUCCAUCAUUAGGGAGCACGAGGUUCGAGGGUACGGGAAAGUGUGUCUGAGUCCCCAGAGGAGGAGUUUUGGCAGCGGCUGCUCAUGGAACACCUCCUCUUCCUCUUCCUCCUCGGCCAAAGAUGGCGGACACACUGCCGGGGCCUCCUCAUCCUCCUCUGCUAAUAACAGGGACUCACCCUUCGAUGGAAACGCUCCCGACUCAAGAAGAGGGGCCAGGUCCAGUGGCUACCAUCACUCAAACCACGCCCACUCACACAGUCCCAUGGUCAUAAACCACAUACCCCUCCGAGACAAAAAGGGCUGGAAGGGAGACGGAGGGAGGGCAGGGGAGAGGGACCGGGGGCGGUCAUACGGAGGAUUCAAGAGCAAAGAAAUUGAGGUCCGUGUGCUAGUGUUGUUGCUUGAGCAAAAUUCAAACACAGAUUGCAGUUACUGAUAUCCUUCAUCGAACUAUAAGUAUACAGAAACACCGCUGAAUGAGCAGUCAAUGUUAUGUUUUGCGAGGAAAUCCAAAAUCCAAAAAAAGUUGACCUGAUUUUUUGACUCGUGUUAUUACAUACAUAUUUCCACUUUCUAUGAAUUUUUUGCCAAAUAUGGGCUUAACCUGAACCCACGGCACUCUGCAGUCUGUAUGUACAUGUUGGAGCUGCUAGAAUUAGUGGUCUCUCUCCACUCACAGGAGGAGCCGGAAUGGAUGUCAUUCGGUCCCACUGACAGGUCAGAGGUCAUCGAACUGGUGGGUCUGGAGGAACACGAGAGGGGCAGAGAUGGCGGUGAGUGAGUGAGAAGUCUGAAAUUCACUAAAUUUCCAUCCUGCACAAAAUUUUACACCCAGCUGGUUUUUGGCAAACACUUCUCAGAAAUUCACAGUAGUCACGGUUAUGCGGAAGUAAACUUGUGCGUCAUGUUGAUGUCAACUAGCUGAUGAGUAAUUCAAACAAUACGCAGGUUUUUGGUGCUGUAGAUGGCAAACUGACAUUAACGCAUACAAUCUUAAACUAUAGCAAGGAAAACAUACACUCUAUUCACAAUAAGCCACCACUGUUGCAGUUUACACAUGUCAGUGACAUACAAACCAAUACUUGUACAUUCAUUACCAUAUAUGGGUAGGGACAAACACACGUUUGAUUUGGUAUUGCGUGUUUUGUCCCCAACUGUGUGUUUGCAGGGGGAAG